Aspergillus ibericus CBS 121593 is the source of this 694-nucleotide messenger RNA. RefSeq names its product multiprotein-bridging factor 1 (gene mbf1). The record is from RefSeq and is a predicted model, not a curated record. The coding region runs from base 48 to 512 and encodes 154 amino acids. Gene Ontology annotation, molecular function: DNA binding. NCBI's taxonomy places the organism in Eukaryota, Fungi, Ascomycota, Eurotiomycetes, Eurotiales, Aspergillaceae. The transcript is spliced from 2 exons. Gene Ontology annotation, cellular component: nucleus.
CCAACAACCGCCCCCAUCUCGUCACCUUCUUCCUCCAUAUCUUCAAAAUGAGCGACUGGGACUCCGUUACGCGCAUUGGAACCCGCCACACUGGUGGCCCUGCCACCCGUGAGACGGUCAUCAAGGGCAAGAGCGCCUUGAACGCCGCCCAGCGCCAGGGUCUCGUCAUCGGCACCGAGAAGAAGUACGCCACCGGCAACACUGCUGCCCGCUCCGGUGCCCCUGAAGGCCAGCACCUGACCAAGGUCGACCGCAGCGACGACAUCGUCAAGCCCAAGACCGUCGGCAUGCAAGUCGCCGAUGCGAUCAAAAAGCGCAGAAACGAGGACCCCUACAAGAUGACUCAGAAGGAACUCGCCACCAAGUGCAACACCACCAUCACCGUUAUCCAGGACUUCGAGCGGGGUACUGCUACUCCCGACCAGAAGGUUCUCGGUGCCAUGGAGCGUGUGCUGAACGUUAAGCUGAGAGGUACCGGCAUCGGACAGGACAAGUUCCCCAAGAAGAAGUAAAUUGAUCGGGGUGAGCCCGCGGCUUUUUCUUAGGGGAGGGGGAAGAUCAAAAAAAAACUGAUGAUUGAACCGAUUUUCUUUUCUCUUUUUUGAUGCCUCGGGGUUUCCUUUUUCCUUUUACUGGAACGUUUCGGGUGUUGUUACGUUAUUUCAUUUCUAUUUUCAAUGAGAUCCCCAUGAUU